Impatiens glandulifera is the source of this 2007-nucleotide messenger RNA. RefSeq names its product serine/threonine-protein kinase WNK8-like. The record is from RefSeq and is a predicted model, not a curated record. Gene Ontology annotation, molecular function: protein serine/threonine kinase activity; ATP binding. Bases 12 to 1937 code for a protein of 641 amino acids. NCBI's taxonomy places the organism in Eukaryota, Viridiplantae, Streptophyta, Magnoliopsida, Ericales, Balsaminaceae. Gene Ontology annotation, cellular component: cytoplasm. The transcript has 7 exons. Gene Ontology annotation, biological process: intracellular signal transduction; protein phosphorylation.
UAUAUCGCGGAAUGAAAUCUGGUUCCAUUCUUGGAUCUUCAACUUCCCGGGGGAGUUUUAGAUUUUAUGGGGAGAAUAAUGGCGUGACUGCUGAAAAAUCUAAUUCUGAAGCUGAUGAUUAUGUGGAGAAGGAUCCAAAGGGUCGAUAUGUUCGGUUCAAUGAGAUAUUGGGCAAAGGUGCAUUCAAGACUGUCUACAAAGCAUUCGACGAAGUUGACGGAAUUGAAGUAGCAUGGAACAGAGUUAGGAUUGACGAUGUUCUUCAAUCGCCUCAAGAUUUAGAAAAGUUGUAUUCUGAAGUACAUCUUCUUAAAUUUUUGAAGCAUGAAAAUAUCAUCAAGUUCAUUGAUUCAUGGAUUGAUGAUAAGAAGAAGACAAUCAACAUGAUUACUGAGCUCUUCACAUCUGGAAGUCUAAGACAAUAUCGUCGGAAACACAAAAAUGUCGAUUUAAAAGCUUUGAAAAAUUGGGCGAAACAAGUUCUUCGAGGUUUAGACUAUCUUCAUAGUCAUGACCCACCAAUUAUACACAGAGACCUGAAAUGCGACAAUAUUUUUGUUAAUGGUAAUCAUGGCGAAGUUAAAAUUGGAGAUCUUGGAUUGGCUACGGUUAUGCAGCAACGAGCGGCUAAGAGUGUCAUUGGAACUCCUGAAUUUAUGGCACCGGAAUUGUACGAGGAAGAGUACAAUGAACUCGUAGACAUAUAUUCAUUUGGGAUGUGUAUGUUGGAGAUGGUAACGUUUGAAUAUCCUUAUAGCGAGUGCAAAAACCCGGCUCAAAUCUACAAGAAAGUUACUUCGGGCAUCAAACCGGCUGCUCUUGGUGGGGUGAGUGAUCCUGAAAUGAAGAAUUUCAUAGAGAUGUGCAUUGGUCCGGUUUCUCAAAGAUUGCAUGCUAAGGAGCUUCUUAAAGAUCCAUUUCUUGGAAACGACGCUAAUGAUCUACGACAUCAACCCGACCAACAAUCAAUUUCAGUUAGUUUGCCAUCGAGUUGUGGGCCAUUUUCCAUGGAUAUAGAUCCUGAGUAUAACCAUUACUUAAGUUUGGAUUCCAACAAUGAAAGCCCUGACCUUCAGGUUCUUGAAUUCCAAAGGAUGCAUAUGAGUAAUGAGUUUCGGUUGAAGGGAACAAUGAACGACAACAAUUCGAUAUCAUUAACUUUGCGAAUUGCUGAUUCGGAUGGCCGUGUUCGCAACAUACACUUCAUGUUCUACCUUGACUGCGACACUGCAAUGGCAGUUGCGGCCGAGAUGGUUGAACACCUCGAGUUGGCCGAUCAAGACGUGUUGUUCAUUGCUGAGUUCAUCGAUUACUUGAUAAUGAAGCUUCUUCCCGGUCCUAAAGACUACAAGUUAGGUAGAGGGACAAUAACCGAUAGACAUGAUUAUACCUCCGCCUCCGCUGCAAGUUCUUGGCAUACGGUUCAAAAUGGACCAAUGCUCUCAACUUUCGAGCAACAUGACUAUAUCUACAAUACUCUACCUUCUCUUCCUCCUACUCCACCUCCUCAUGCUUUAGGCGACGACGAAUCUGAAGCGUCGAUAGGAUCACAACCGAUCACGUCAGCAGAAGCUGUUGCUGACACGGACAAGAUUUACAAAAUGGACGAAUACGAUGAUGUUUAUAGAAUUGAGGGAGACACAACGAGUUUAAUGGGCUGUUUGUUCGAGUCGGAUUUGAAGGAUGAGAUAUUUUAUGCGGGAAAAGGUUCGGAAAUGAUGUCUUAUGUCGAGAUGCUUCCUCCGAAAGUGAUGAGUGAUGGGAGUAGUUGUUCAUCGUCGGAGAAGGAUCAUGAUAUCGAGCUGAAGGUUGAGCUUGAUGCUAUUGAAGGGCAGUAUCAAGAAUGGUUUCAAGAGUUGUUGAGGAUGAGAAAUAAUGCAAUGGAAGAUACAAGGAAGAGAUGGUUGAUGAAUAAGAAGAAGUUGGAUGUUCAAUGAAUUAUGUUUAUUGUUUUGAAAUUGUUGCUUUCAUUUCUGUUGAAGAAUUCUAUUGAGAUUAUUUCAAGUG